CCGCCAGCUGGUCACAUCGUUCUCGAAGCGGAGCGCUUACGACUGGGAUUUGUUUCCCCCAAAUAAUUCAAACCAUCAGUAGAGCCAACAGUUAAACGGUGUGAUUAGGAAGUGAAGUUCGAAUUUUUGGGGAUUUUUUUGGUGCACAUGUUAAUGACGAUUGGCGAUUGACGUGGACUACACACGUGGAUGAACUUUUCUCAAUGUGACAUAGUGGAAUUCGAAAUUGUCGAUCGGAGGAAAAGUAGUGACUGAUUGUGGCCGCCACUAGUGACUAGCGCGAAAAGCGGCGCGGCUAUAAAAAUAAAUCAAAAAUUUGAGUGUCGUUUUUUGGGGAGGAAAAUUACGAGACGAGAAGAUCGAGAAGUGCAAGUGCAUCGUUCGCGUGCAGAGUAGUGAAACGAAGAAUCGGAAAAAGCAAAUAAAUAAAAUAGCAGUGCAGAGGCAAAUAUAAGCAGAUAAAAUUAAAACAUUUUCUGACAAGUUCGACGAAGUAAACGCGGCUGAGACGAAAGGAAGACGCCCAAGAAUUCGGCCUUUGGGUGAUACGUACUUUGCAGUGCGGGACUUUUUUGGAGGCCUAUGCGGUUUUAUGACUUGUAGCAGCAGCAGCAGCAACGGCACGAGAAGUUCGAUCGUUAUCAACAGACGCAGACCCCCGUAGGAAGAAAACGUGUCCGUAUCUCAGGUGGGAAGAAAAUAAAUACAUACCUUCGUGGUCCGUGAAUGUUUGUUCAAGAGUAGUUAGUGCCCGCUUUGGGAAGAAGUAGAAAAUUAAGGUGGCGCGCAUUCAGAACAAGUGGUUAUCGAGAAGAGAUUGCUUCGUGCGCCGCCUCAGUUUGCUGUUUGCGGACGUUGUGUGAAGAAAACCUACGAGAUUUGCAUUUCGCGUAUUAUCUGAAGCCUAAUUCAGAACAGUGUGUGAGUUUAGACGACAGCAAGUGUGCUGAAAGUUCUGCCAACCUUCGCUCCAUAGAUAAUAACGCGGUGUGCCCUGAACCGGUGCUGACGAAAAUUUAACUGUUCCUUAAUCUGGGAAUUCUGUUUCCAAACGGUUCUAACCCACUACAGAACGCACAAUUUAAAAGUAUAAUACAGCCCGCCCGAACACACUCGUAGAAAUUACACUUUGGGUGAUCACGCAGGUCUCGCAGCAUGCGCAACAGUGCGGCUGCGAGCUAAAUAUUUACCGACUUCAGCAACACUUGCGGAAACAUCGAUCAAUUAAAACUAAUAACCGUACAACCAUCGAGUUACAUCCCCGACGCAUUGCAACGCAUACUAUGAACUAUGGGUAAACCGAUGCGAAACAGACAACCUCCCGACUCCGGUGGCAUUUACCUGCACCCGGUCGAGUCAACGACGCCGGCGAAUUCAACGACGGCUCCAACUCCAGAAGCGGCGAUGGCCGAAUCUUGCUUCAACUUCAAGCGAACCCAACACCCGGCAAACCCGCUGCCACACCACAAGCACUCCCACCGGUACCCCCAUCAUUACCAUCACCCCCCAGCAUCUUCACCUGCAUCAUCAAUGGGGGGAUGCAGCACCCGAGUCGGGCGACUCCUAAGUAGCAGUUAUUUAUCGAAAUUCCUGAUUUUAUUGUUCCUAUCGAUCUGUGAUAAUCGAGCGUGUAGGACGCUCCCAACCCUAGCAGAGGCCGCUUCCGUAGUCAGCAGCAGUAGCAGCAGUAGUAGCACAAGCAGUACCACCGUUCCCAUUCUAGCCACCACCGGCAGUAGCAGUAGUAGCAGCACACACAGCACCGGCAGCUCCAGCCGCAGUAGUCAGACAGAAGUUUCAAGUGAUAGUGAAAGUAGUGAGGUGGCGUCAGCAGCAGCGGCGGCGGCGGCAGCUACCGUGGCGUCUUCGUUCAAUCGCACCAAACUGCAGGAACUCGUCAUGGAGGGACUUGGUCUGAGUGAGAUUCCGGACGUUCGAGCGAUGAACGUCAGUCAGCAAGAAUAUGAAACCAAAUAUCGAGAGUACCUGGAACGAGUCAAUCGACGAAGCAGCCUCCGGAGGUUGCUGAACCACGAAAACAUUGAGACUGAUGAGUACGACUACGAGGAUAGCGAGGCUGGACUUUCGGAGCAGCGCUUUCUCUACAGUUUCCCGAAUUCAGACCCCAAGCUGAAUCACCAGAAUCUGCGGCGCAAACGAUCUCUGAACAACAACUACGAUCUGGUGUAUAUCCGGUUCGAUAUACCCACCAGAAACGCUUCCACCGGUGAAAUGAACGGCCUAAAUUCGCCUUCCAUAUUCAACAGUCCGUCCAGCCAGCAUCAUCACCAUCACCAGCGGCACCACCAGCAGUCCCAGUCGGAGCUUCCGCCAAUCUCACCGGAGAACAUUGAAGAAUCAUCACUAAACAUAAUGUUAACCAGAAGACCAAACAGCGAGCACAGCACAAAUACGAACAGUAAACAUCAACAAGCGUCACCGGCCGUGGGGGCCAUCGUCGAGGAUCAUCCUCCACCCCAGCAUCGGCGGCGCGCGGGAAGGAUCAAAUUCAAACACAACAACGCGCUUGGGGCCGGUGCUGGUGUGGGAGGCGGCUCGGCAGACGGUGGCAACACCGGGCACCACCGAUCGGGAAAAAGCGUCAAUUUACACAUCUACCAACUGGUUGAACCCUACGAACGACACUGGCUCACAUCGAGGACGAUAGGGGUGGCGGAACUUGCGCUCAAUGACAAAAAAUGGUUUCAAUUACCAUUGGAUGAGGCCGUGCGCACGUGGCUCGAUGGAUCACGGAAGAAUCUCGGACUGGAAAUUUACUGCGAGAACUGCUACAACAAUGGUAUUUUCGUUAUUCACGAUUCAUCGCCGUUUUUCAACAGCUACGAAGAAACUCCCGUUCUCAACGUAGUUGGAAAGCUCAUACAACGGGAAAAGCGUUCCAAGGUACACCAGCGUUACAAACCAACCAUGCGGGACUAUCUCUCACCGCCCAAACUAACAUCGUGCAGUCCGAACAACAAACGCUGCUGUCGCCAUCCACUUCUGGUGGAUCUCCGAGACAUCGAAGGAUUCGAAUACAUCAUCCAGCCCAAGCUUUUUGACGCGGGCUUCUGUCGCGGUCGUUGCCCAUCGAAGUUCAACCCUGCCAGUCACCACGCCCUGAUCCAAAGCUUGCUGCACGAACAUUACAAGUACGACGUCCCGAAACCAUGCUGUGCGCCGUCCCGAAUGGAUCAUAUCGACGUUCUGCAUGCCGACCCGAAGAACCCUCAGCGACUGAAGGUGACCACCUGGAGCAACAUGCGAGUCAUCGAGUGCGCCUGCUCGUGAUUCUUCCGCGGCUCCAACGAGGACGACCAGGUUUUGCAUUUAUUCUGGGUUAUGAACCAAAACAGAACGAACCACCAGAAAACCGAUAGUAUUAUUUAUCAUCAGCGACACAUAGAAUUUACUAGAAACGCAAUUCAGCCAUCGAAAGCCAAACUCAUAGAAAACAAACAGAAGCAAAUCGAAGCUAUGCCGCGAUCUUUCCGAUAUGUUUUAGGAUCCAGUCACAGAAGGGUGCAAACGCUGAGAGCUCCCUGAAUGUAGUCUAGCUGUUAAUUCUUGCAUCUGAAGUAUUUAUAAAUUUAUUUAUUUACUAGAAAUCGUUAAGUUCACGAAACUCGAAAACUCAGCCACCAUGCCAAAGGAUACAAAUAAUACAGAUUAAUUGGCUGACUUAGGAUAAAACGUAUUUCCGACAAAAGUGUGCAUCAAAGCAUUUUAAUCAUUAGUAAUAGGGGAAGAAACCCUCUAAUGCUGUUUUGUAAAUAGUGCGAACCGACCCCAUUACCAACGUGUACAAUUUUAAUUUAUUGACCCUUCCGUAUUUUAUAGAUCGUUCUCGUAUUUCCUAAGUGAUGUUUGUAGAGCAUUCAUAUUUAUGUCCAGUAACUGUAAUAAAGCUAUAUUUUGUACCUUUUUGACGAUGCAAAACAAAACGAAAUGGUAACUAUACUUAUUAUGUCAUCAUGCCAUCCCAAGUAUUUAACAAAUAUGAGAAAAAGUUUAAAUAAACACUGUUUGUAGGUCUAGACCAAAUCUAGAAAAGAAAAU
Molecule: messenger RNA, 4059 nt
Organism: Armigeres subalbatus
Lineage: Eukaryota; Metazoa; Arthropoda; Insecta; Diptera; Culicidae
Gene: mav
Exons: 4
Coding region: 1291-3291 (666 amino acids)
Cellular component (GO): extracellular region
Molecular function (GO): growth factor activity; cytokine activity
Source: RefSeq, a predicted model, not a curated record